AUGGAUGUCGCACAAUCGUUGUGGCAUCCCUGCGUCCUGGACGUGGACCGUAAAGCUAUAAAUACGCUCCUUCUUCACUCUCAAGCUCCAGAACUCGAACCCACUUCAAGUAACUCAAACAAGUCAGCACUCCCAGAUUUUCUAAGCCGCUUCUCUCUAACCGACGAAAUCAUGUCUAAGUCCGUCAACAAAUUUGUCGUCGUCGCUCAAUACGGUCACCCCAAACUUCCUGGCAACAAACACUGGGCCCUCAUCCUCAUGGACGCCAAUGACAAAAUGUCUCCUGGUGUUGUAUACGAAGUCACUGGGUCCACCGAUAGUUACACCCUCAAGAAGCCUGAGACUGUCACUCCUGGCAAGGCCAGCUCCUUUAUGGGAAUGAUUGCUGUGGGCAUGGUUCCCGUUCACCAAAUCGACAACAUCGACAAUAUUCUUCGCAACACCCCGGUCAAGACUGGGGACAAGACCUGGCACUGUCAACACUGGGUUAUGGCUGCUCUGUACAAUCUCCGAGCUGCUGGCUUUGCGGUCACUCCUGUUGAUCGUGACCAAUUGCUCGCUCAAUUCAAAGCUAUGGAGACUGUUUAG
This is a messenger RNA of Coprinopsis cinerea okayama7#130, 588 nucleotides long. RefSeq lists its product as hypothetical. The transcript has a single exon. Bases 1 to 588 code for a protein of 195 amino acids. The record is from RefSeq and is a predicted model, not a curated record. NCBI's taxonomy places the organism in Eukaryota, Fungi, Basidiomycota, Agaricomycetes, Agaricales, Psathyrellaceae.